GUCGGGGGGGCGGAAGAUGGCGGACGGCGCGAAGGGGCGAACGGCGGCGGCGGCCGCGGGGAAAGCGCUGACGGCCGAGCAGGUCGUGUCUCGGUUCAACCGGCUGCGGCAGGAGCAGCGCGGGUUGGCCUCGAAGGCGGCCGAGCUGGAGCUGGAGCUGAACGAGCACAGCCUGGUGAUCGAGACGCUGCGGGAGGUGGAUCCCACGCGCAAGUGCUACCGGAUGGUCGGCGGCAUCUUGGUGGAGAGAACGGUCAAGGAGGUGCUGCCGGCGCUGGAGGGCAACAAGGAGCAGAUCAGCAAAAUCAUCGAGUCGCUGACUCAGCAGCUGCAGGCGAAGGGCCGAGAGCUCAACGAGUUCCGGGAGAAGCACAACAUCCGUCUGGUGGGGGAGGAGGACCCCCGGCAGCCCCCCCGGGAGGGGGCUGAGGGGGCCAAGGGUGGCUCUGCGGGGGUCCUGGUCUCGUAGCCCCCCCAUUUCACACCCCCCUCAUUACUCAGUGUUGCUCUGUGUGUGUGUUUUGUUAAAUAAACGUGGUUUGGUUUUUUUC
Colius striatus (speckled mousebird) is the source of this 551-nucleotide messenger RNA. RefSeq names its product prefoldin subunit 2 (gene PFDN2). The record is from RefSeq and is a predicted model, not a curated record. The transcript has 4 exons. Gene Ontology annotation, cellular component: cytoplasm; prefoldin complex. NCBI's taxonomy places the organism in Eukaryota, Metazoa, Chordata, Aves, Coliiformes, Coliidae. The coding region runs from base 17 to 469 and encodes 150 amino acids. Gene Ontology annotation, molecular function: protein folding chaperone. Gene Ontology annotation, biological process: protein folding.